AUGGAUCCAGGUUCGAUCUUGGGCUUGCUGGGCUCUGCGGGUGCCAUUACCGCCUGCAUAGUGGGCACCCUCAAAGACCUCGCUGACCUGAGAGCUAAAUUCGCCGUCGCCGACACAAACAUAAAACUGCUUAAGUCCGAACUCACGGCCAUCAAAAGCGCCUUGGACCGUAUACAUGACUGGGCAAAGUACAACCUGGAAGAAGACCAGACCCAAGCGCCCAAGCUGGGUGAGGGUCUCGGGGCCAUACUUGAGGGAUGUAGGGUUGCAAUGGAGGUUUUGGCUGAAGAUGUGGCCGACCUCCUCCACUCGAACACACUCGAACAGGGCCAGUCGCACUUACGUCUUGGGUUUCGAGAUAAAACGAGACUUGUCUGGCAUGAAAGCGCUCUCAAAGAUCACCAGGAGAGACUCAGUCGACAGACUGGGGCGCUGCAUCUGCUCCUUACUGCUAUACAGUGCACCAACAUCUCCGAGCAGACUAGGCUUCUUCGAACGCCAGAAAAUCAGCAGAAAAUCCAGGAUGUCGUCGACGAUACUUCAACUAUCCGUGCGGCACGGAGUCAGCGUGCUUCGAUCAUCUCGCCUUCGAUCAAAAGCGGUCCUUCGACUAUACCGAGCAGAGCUUUUCCAUUCGAUGAGGAGCUCUUGAGGACAGAUGCCUACCUAAAUGCUACUCACCACCAAAGAUCCAAAUCCGACUCUCGUCGUGAUACUGUCCUUCGCCGACCUGAGUUGAACAUACAGAUUCAGGACCAUCUCCUGGUUGAUGAAGGUUACGAUACUAUGAGCAGGACGACGUCGGACUCGGCGCCAUCGGCCAGUCACUUGUCCCCUACAUGGUCUCGCGGGUCCACCUCGAGGCCCCUCAGACCCUACGAAACGAACCCCGUGCGAGCAUCAGAUUCCGGCAAUGUCUAUAAGAUCCAGACUGCCAACCUCACUGGACGUUUCGAUUCGAGUUCGCGGUUGCCAUACUCACCUCUGCAGUCACCCACUGUGAAGACGCUCGACAGGAAGAAGUCCUUUUGGCACAGUUUGCGCCGGAAGAGCGAUUCAGCAAUUGAGGAGCACAACCGGCAACAAGAGACCAAGAGUCCCAUUCCCGGCUCCCAGCGCGGCAAGAAGGGUUUUGAGAACAAAUUUCACACCAGCGUCGACUUGUCGACCUCUGCCGCGAGGAAAUGCCCGCCCAUUGUGCGUGCAGCACAAACGGGCUCAAUCGACGAGAUUGAAUCUUUGCUGGAGGCACACGCGGACAUAGAAGAAUCCUACAGGCCGAUUGGGCGGAAUGCAAUGGCGGUGGCAGCACACUGUGGCAAUGCAGAGGUUGUGGAGCUCCUCCUUCGCUAUGGUGCCAGGAUCUCUCAGCAGGACAACCUGCAUUAUACGCCACUGCAUCUAGCCGCCAGCAGAGGUCAUGUAGGUGUGCUACAGCUCCUCGUUUCUGAGGAUGUGCCGCUCGAGGAAAAGGGCCCGCACGAUAAGAGUGCCCUACGUCUCAGCUGCGACGGCGGACACCUCGAGGCCGCAGAACUCCUACUUGUUCACGGCGCCAAAGUGAAUGCGCGGGAUAAAAGCAACCUGACAUCGCUGCACGCCGCAGCCCAGCGCGGAGACUUCCACACGGUUGCCCUUCUGAUCAAUUACGGCGCACACGUCUCAGCAAAAGAUGCCAAAUUCAUGGACGCCUUGCAUUACGCCUGCGAUGGAGGCUUCGAUAAUGUUGUUGAGCUUCUCCUAAGCAAGAAGGUAGAUAUCGAAACACCAGGCAACGAGGGCAAGACUCCACUCAUGACUGCGGCUUCGGCAGGUCACGCACACACAGUGGACUUUCUUCUGAAACGGAAAGCCUCGUUGAAAAGCAAGGGCUCGGGGGAUAUGACCGCUCUACACUGGGCAGCCUUUAAUGGUCACGUCGAGGUCGUCGACCUUCUUGCGCAAAAGAAGGCGCAGAUCAACGCGGUUAAUGUUGACGGCAGAACUCCACUUCACCUUGCGGUCAUGGCAGAGCAUUUCGCCGUUGUCGAGUUGUUGUUGCGCAAGAAUGCUGCUCUCGAGGCUCGAUGCAAGGAUUCAUUCAGGCCACUGCACUACGCCUGCGGUUUUGACAAUACCGACAUUGUUCUUCUUCUCCUUCGCUCCGGAGCCGAUGUGGAAGCGACUGCAAGUGCCCAGAACCGGCCUCUGCACCUUGCAAUAACUAAAGGGAACAUUUCCAACGUUACAAUGCUUCUUGAGCAUGGCGCAAUGAUCGAUGCACGCAAUGCAGACGGCGAUCGUGCUCUGCUCCUUGCAAGCAGCCAUGGCCAUACAGAGAUAGUCAAGGUUUUGCUGGAUCGGGGCGCUUCUCUCCGUUCCAAGUUCGCUGCCGGCCCUUCUCACGAGGACUCUCCUCUUUGCAUUGCGGCCAAGAAUGGGCAUUCUGACGUGGUCGACCUGCUUAUUGGUUAUGGCGCCUCCGUGAGAGAAAAGGAUGAACAUGCCUGGCAACCGUUGCGCUAUGGUGCAUACUAUGGUCACCCAGAGGUGGUGGAGAGGCUCCUUGCUGCUGGUGCCUCAAUCCCAGGCAUCCAGACAUGGGGCUUCAAUCUUACCGCAGACAGGAUUGGCUUCGCACAGAACGUCACCAUCCCCGAGGAUCGAAAGGAGCAUGUGAUGGCUCUACUCCGAAACGCGGAGGAAACGGAGCGUCUGGUACAGGAGAGCGAGGUUGCGCGGCCUCCCCGAGGUCAUAUGGAUAACGGUGGCGUCACUGAACUCGAGCAAGCUACACAACCCAGACACGUCGAGUUGAGGUCGUCCACCACUCGAGCUGGACCAGCCAAAUUAUCUCGGCGGUUCUCCUACGAGGAACCAUCGCAACCACAAUCGGAAUCGCAAUACUCGUCUGGAGACCCGCCGCAACCGCCGUCGAAUAGUGUGUCUCCAAUGCCACUGGGGGAACCUGGGCUCGCUAGUCGUCGGAAUAGAUCAGAAGCAGAUGCAGGUCCCCCGAUGCCUCAUUACAUGAGAGCCCGUUCAGCAGUACAACCACCCGCUUCUGCAUCCUCGGCAAACAUGGACACCACUCCCGCCAGAACAAAGUCCGAACACAUGUCGUCCCGGUACAGGGACGUCACAAGACGAUGGCAAGAAGCCGUGACCGACAGGCCCAACCGCUCUGCGACGGUAGCCAGUAACGUCUACAACCUCAGGAAAUCCGGCGUAUCUCAACCCAGCGUAUUCUCGCCGGGCCCUUCCGCCAUGUCAUACCAGACCGUGUCUGCCAUGGACGGUCCUGGUCCUGCGUACCGGAGCUCUGACAGUUCGUAUACUUCCUCCAUGCCAUGGAGUGCCGAUUCGAUCACGCAGCCCCGCGCGGAAAAUGUAGCCAGUCCGCCGCCGCCGACAAGACCCCCGCCCCCACCACCAGCAGGGACUGACAAUAUCGUGCAUCCAUGGCAGGUAACGCCGGCGGGGCGGGUCGAGAUGGGAUAG
This is a messenger RNA of Cladophialophora yegresii CBS 114405, 3480 nucleotides long. RefSeq lists its product as uncharacterized. The record is from RefSeq and is a predicted model, not a curated record. Lineage: Eukaryota; Fungi; Ascomycota; Eurotiomycetes; Chaetothyriales; Herpotrichiellaceae. Gene Ontology annotation, molecular function: protein binding. The transcript is spliced from 5 exons. The coding region runs from base 1 to 3480 and encodes 1159 amino acids.